Molecule: messenger RNA, 952 nt
Organism: Amoebophrya sp. A120
Lineage: Eukaryota; Dinophyceae; Syndiniales; Amoebophryaceae
Source: the annotation of a GenBank genome assembly
GCUGCCUGGCAGAGAGGAGAGAGACGCUUGCGAAACACGAACGGAAUGUAGCCGACUUAAUAGAAUGGCGAUGGUUAUAAUGACUCGCGCGCGGCACCAAGUCCGUUCCGGCGGGCGGGUGUUGCGUCCGUCCUCCCGGCGGCCGUUGGGACUGGUUUUUCGCCAUACCCGCCGACGGCCGCGGCGAGGUCGAUAGCUGGCGGAGAGAAGUCGCGAGGGCCGCCAAAUGGGCCGACCUGACCUCGCGGGCGCGCACGCCAUCGACACCUGAUCGACUCCGGCCCGACUUUCCAGCAGGGCCGUCGCGCGCGCGCAGAGAGAGAUUGGGCGGACAGCCAAAGGGCCGCAGCGUGCCAGUGCCUCCUCGUGCUUUCCACCAAGUUGCCACGCAGUUUCAAGCUACCCAGUAUAUCAGUUUAGCACGCCACCCAGUGCAAGCCCGUUAGAGCUCGGCGCCCCCUCCAGUGUGAGUUCCAGGCGGAGGCUCGCUCCGCCUACCAGGCAGGCGCCGCCCGGCGCCUCUCCGCAUUUCUCUACUUCUGUCGGCGAGUCGAGGGGGCCCAACAAGCCCCGCCAUCAUGCCCGGCCGGCCCGCCGAGACGGCACCUGCGAGCGGCCGGGGCCCGGCAUACCACCUGCCCGGACGGAGGGGGGCCGGCGCGCGCGGUUCUCAGCGUGUGUUGCCGGGGGCGUGGCCGAUCAAUCUGAGGGGGCAGGCUCCGGCAGCGAAGCCCCGGAGCCCGCCAGCGUGUGGCGCGCCAGCUUCUUUCUUCGCGCUGGUUUGCAACUCUAGCGCGUAUGGCGGAGUGGCGCGCGUUUGGCUUACCAUUGCCAGCUACCCUGCCUGCUCGUGCGGCCAGGGUUAUAUUCGUUGACUACCUAUGGCCAUUUGCUGCCUGCGCCGCUGCAAUCAUUUUUAUUUUGUUUCAGCGUUAUCCUUGGAGGCGCCCCC